Molecule: messenger RNA, 414 nt
Organism: Symbiodinium sp. CCMP2592
Lineage: Eukaryota; Dinophyceae; Suessiales; Symbiodiniaceae
Source: the annotation of a GenBank genome assembly
AUGGCGGACAUGAUACCGGAAAGCGAAGUGGAGACGGUGGUGGCCCCAACACAGGCCAACAACCCGGGAAUGGGCAGCGCGGGCUCAGAACAGGUGUGCUUCGAGGAGAUGGACUACGACAUGUUCUGCGACCAGUAUACCCAAUGGCAGUCAGGAGUGAUCGACGACGCCCAGGUGAUGCGCCGCUUUGGUGUGGACAUCCUGCAGAUCAUGCAAUUACAGACGGCUAUGGAGUCGCAUACACAGCUGGACGGAGAAGACCCGUACACGGAGAUACCAGAUGGAGGGGAUGAGGGGCUGGGUGAUGGCUCACAGGGUGAAGCUCAGCUACAAGCAGGGAUGCAGCAGAAGCAAGUGGAUACGAGUUCAAGGGGUCCAACGAACGACGACGAGUCCAAGGGAAGCGAGGGAUGA